Messenger RNA from Clonostachys rhizophaga, 1254 nucleotides. NCBI's taxonomy places the organism in Eukaryota, Fungi, Ascomycota, Sordariomycetes, Hypocreales, Bionectriaceae. The record is from the annotation of a GenBank genome assembly.
AUGGAUCUGCCAACAACAACAUCCGAGUUCAUCUGCGAUGCAUGCAAGAACAUCGAUUUCAGCAAAGUAUUAGAGUCAACGAGCGCUACUCUCAGCACUGAAAGUCUUGUGCUCGAUAUCGAUGGAUCACGCUUCAUAUCGCCCCUACAAACAAAUUGUGCUGUUUGUAGGAUCUUGUCGACAUGCUGUGGCCAACAAUCCGAGCUAUCAGGCGGCUUUGAAUUGCGUGCUGUGUCGUUUUUGCAAAAUUGUCUAUGGGCCGAUGAGAGGUUCAAAGGAGCGCAGGAGAGUGCAAUGCUUGCGGUAACGCCCAAAGCUGCCAGCAAUGACGAGAAGAAUAUUCCCGCAGUGUCCCGUUUCAAUGAGGCAGGAUAUGUGGUUAUCUAUCCAAAUGGAACUGCGCCGGGUCUUUUCAGACCGCGUGUCGUCUCAGAAUCGUUCGAUAGCGAGAGAACGCGCAAGUGGCUGCAAAAUUGUAGAGACUGCCAUGGGAGCGAGUGCCGUGGGUCAUCUCAGACGGUCGCGGGCAUGAAUUUGAUUGACUGUGAAACGAUGGAGAUUAUACCAGCCACCGCUUCCAUGCCUUGGGUCACGUUGAGCUACGUUUGGGGAGCGCGGAAAGAAGAUGUGUUCAACGAUCAUCCAUCACUCCCUCCACUCCAGCUUCCAUCGCCUAUCCCGCGGUUGAUCAGUGAUAGUAUCACAGUUGUCCAAAGCCUUGGCCAUCGAUACUUGUGGGUCGAUAUGUACUGUAUCGACCAACAAAAUAAACAUGAGAAGAUGCAUUCCAUCAACAACAUGGACUUGAUCUACGGAGGAGCCGAGGUUAAUAUCAUCGCCGCAUCCGGGACGGGUGAGGGUCAGGGUCUACCCGGGAUUGGAGCAACGAAGAGAUCUCAACAACAAGUUGUUGAGCUUCCAGGCUUCACAAUUCUCAGCACCGGUCCGGAUCCCACAGCAAGCAUUGCAAAGUCGAAAUGGUGGACGAGAGGGUGGACCUUUCAAGAGGCGUUUUUAUCACCGAGGAAACUGGUGUUCACCGAGCAUCAGACCUACUUUGAAUGCAGAGAAGUCAGUUGGAAUGAAUCCAUUGGUGGGUUGGAGUUCAUCGAGGACCCCGAGAAGGUCGACUUUGGCCGUUUCUGGAGUGCAAGCGGCUUUCUCAUGAACCUAUACUCGGGCCGGACAAUAUCUGAGAAGUAUUGGGACGGUGGGUAUCUAAAAGAGUUACUCCGCGCGCGAGUUGACGUUUGA